Phaeoacremonium minimum UCRPA7 is the source of this 1074-nucleotide messenger RNA. RefSeq names its product putative dna repair exonuclease rad1 protein. The transcript has 4 exons. Gene Ontology annotation, biological process: DNA repair; DNA damage checkpoint signaling; protein N-linked glycosylation. NCBI's taxonomy places the organism in Eukaryota, Fungi, Ascomycota, Sordariomycetes, Togniniales, Togniniaceae. Gene Ontology annotation, cellular component: checkpoint clamp complex. The coding region runs from base 1 to 1074 and encodes 357 amino acids. The record is from RefSeq and is a predicted model, not a curated record.
AUGGAUUCAUCACUGCACGAGGUCUGGCAAACUGCAUCUGGCAGCCCGUUCCUACCUACAAUUGGCAAGGGAACCCAAUUUCUCGUCGCCUUUGUUCUCCUGCUUGUGGGCAUCUCUCUGACUGGAUUGUUCGCUCUGAACCGGUCCAUCGUAAACCUCCCUGUCCUCGGCAUACCGGCAUCACUGGCGAUUGCCUUCACAAACAAAGUUCAUGUUGAGAUUACAGAGGAGGGCAUCAAAUUUGCGGCUGAUCAGUCGCGUGUCAUGCAAGGGGUCGCAAAUUUGGGAAAAUCACUUUUCACAUCAUACACUCUAAACCUACCACCUGCAGAGGAGGAGGAUGAGCCCAACUAUCCAAGUUUCCAGAUCUCUCUGCCCGCCUUUCUGGAGACGCUGCAGAUCUUUGGGGCUGCAGAUGUCGCCGCCCGCCAGGCAAAGGCGGACGCCGAUCCGUACCGCAGCAAUCUACGCAACUAUCGGCCGGAUGCAUUUAGCAAUCAAACCCUCGGUAUGUCCGGCACCUGCGCUCUUUCAUAUCCUCAAGAGGGCGAGCCUUUUAGCAUCAUCCUCGAGGAAUCUGGCGUAAAGACGACGUGCAACCUCACCACCUAUCUUCCCGAGUCUCCCGAAGAGAUCCCAUUUGACAGGGAUGACCUGGCAUUCAAAAUCAUCAUGCAGUCCCGCUGGCUUCUAGAUGCGCUGGUCGAGAUGGCCCCGACCUCGCCGAAUCGCCUCACAAUCAUGGCGUCCAAGCACGAGCCUUAUCUACGGCUAUCAAGCAACGGCCCACUAGGCGGAUCAAGCGUGGAUUUUGCAAAAGGACGGGAGUUGCUAGAGACCUUCUCCGUGAGGGAUCGGUGGGUCCAGAGCUUCAAGUUUGACAUGAUCAAGUCUGCAAGCGAAGCUAUGCGCAUCGCUAGUAAGGUCAGUCUCCGCGGUGACCGACAAGGCGUCCUCAGCCUGCAGUUUAUGGUCGAGAUGGAAGGUGGCGGGAUUAAUUUUCUGAUUUUCUCAUUCGUUCCCUAUGCCUCCCAGGAGGACGAUCAGGACGAGGACGACGAGGGCCUAGACUAG